AUGUACUUCGCCCCAACCCUGGAUUGUGGACUAAAGGGGAAACUGUCAAGAGUGGAGUGCAUGGUGACUGGCUCUACCAGGAUUGUGUUUAGAUCAGCCUCAUUGCAAUUCUUCCUAUUCAUGCAAUUCAGUUCAGAGAUAUGGGAGUUGGAUCCCAAUGGUGAUACUUUGAUGAAGCAGUUGAUGGUUUUUGAAGGAUCUCUUCUUCGUUUGGAAGGUGUGAUUCCAUUGAUAAACUCCGUAAAAGGUGUGAGACCAUUAAUUGAGAGAUACAGGACUCACAACAGUUCAAGGACCUCUACCAGUUUAUGUUUAAUGUUGCCAAAAACUCUGGCAGAAAGGACUAGAUCUUGAGAUGGCCAUUGCCUUCUGGAAUCUUAUUUUUACUGGUCGCUUCAAAUUUUUGGACUUGUGGUGUGAAUUUUUAAGAUCUCAUUAUAAAAGAGCUGGAAAUACCCAAAGACACUUGGAACCUUCUGCUAGAGUUUUCAAAUACGAUUGAUGCACCAUGAGCAAUUAUGAUGAAGAUGGUAGC
Messenger RNA from Amphimedon queenslandica, 535 nucleotides. RefSeq lists its product as uncharacterized. Bases 1 to 354 code for a protein of 117 amino acids. The transcript has 6 exons. NCBI's taxonomy places the organism in Eukaryota, Metazoa, Porifera, Demospongiae, Haplosclerida, Niphatidae. The record is from RefSeq and is a predicted model, not a curated record.